GCCAAAAUGGCGGCGGCCGUUGGCGCUGAGUCCCGCUUGUAGUUCCAUUGCCUUACUACUCCCCUUGCAAAAUGUGAAAGGAGAAGGGGCUGGCGGAGGGGGUGUGUAGGCAAUGAGUCGGCGAAGGAAACAUGGGGACAGCCCUGGCCUGAAGAACACGCCGCGGAAAGCGGCGGCGGCUGAGGAAUGCAGCUCGAUGGUCGAGCCAGGGAAGAGGCGGCUGAGGUCGGCCCGCGGCUCAGAGCCCCGCAGGGCCGGAGAGACGUCUCCCCGGCCCGUGCCGCAACAAGAGCAGCCUCCAGCAGCCGCUUCGUGCAGUAAAAGUAACCCCGAGGAAAGAUAUGAAACACCAAAGAGAGUGCUGAAAAUGGAUUUAUUGUCAUCUACCUUCAGUUCUCCUAAUGAUCCAGAUGGACAAAAUGAUAUCUUUUGGGAUCAAAAUUCUCCAAUGACAAAACAGUUAGGUAAAGGAAGAAAAAAACAGAUUUACACCACAGAUAGUGAUGAAAUCUCACAUAUUGUUAAUCGUAUUGCUCCUCAGGAUGAAAAACCAACAACAAACUCCAUGCUUGGCAUGUGGAUUGGUGCAACUGCUAUUCCUUGUACUCCUAGUGUAGCAAAAGGAAAAUCAAGAGCAAAAAUCAGCUGCACAAAGUUAAAAACACAAAAUCGAGAGGAAGAACUUAUGAAAUUGGCUAAGCAAUUUGAUAAAAAUAUGGAAGAGUUAGAUGUGAUUCAAGAGCAAAACAAAAGAAAUCAUGAUUUUAUCCAGACAAUUGCAGAAGCAGAGACUUUAACUAAUUAUAAAGAUAAUGUACAAAUGCAGUUAUUACAUGAUAUAGGUCCUGAAAUAGAUAAUUCUAUAAUAAAGAAGCCGAUGAAAGAAAACACCAAAAUGUCGGUGGUAAAUGAUCAAAAUAGCAGUCAGAAGCCAUUUGACCAAAAUGCUGAAGCAGCCUUUAAUGCCAUUUUUGAUGGCUCUACUCAGAAAUGUAGUGGACAUUUCAGCCAAGAUUUGUCAGAUGCUUUUUUGAACACAAGUAAUACCAACUUUGAAAAGAAAAGCGCUUUAAAAGAGGAGAAAAUCAUUAUGAAUGAAAUUCUGGUCCCUGAAAAACUGCCAGAUAAAACCCCAGGAUCACUUUUUUGUCAAGUAGACACUCCUGGAAUGACAAAAUCAUGUGUGACUUCUUAUACUGAGAAGCCAGAAGCUUUUCAUAAACACCUUGAUGCAUUUACUACCAGUGAUUUUGAGGAUGAUUGGGAAAACUUACUAAGUAAUGAACCUUUUGUUAUGCAAAAUGUCAAAAUGUGUGAACUUUUCCCUGCUCCUAGAACAGCCCAGAUUGCUGAUCAAAAGCAAAAUUAUAAUUUUAACAAUAAAAAUGAUAAAAAUAAGUCAAGAAUGAAUACAAGUCUAGAUACCAGGGUAAGGGAUUCAAAAAUUUUACAGGAUCUCCCUUCAAAGACAUAUAACAAGGAAUUAAUAGAUUCUGGAAAAUAUGGGUUUUCACUAAAUCCAAACGAUAAACCAAGCAAAUUACCAUCCACUGGAAAUAAAAUGAAAUUUGAGAAAUCUUUCAAUAAAACUGUUGUUCAAGACAAAAUUCAAGACUGUGCAGUUGCGUCUAAUCUGACAAAAGUAAAAGAAGAUAUGCACACUAAAUUUACUUCUAAUGUAAAUAUUUCUGAAAAGUCAACUUUGAACACAGGAUAUUCUAAUGAACAAAAAAAUAAGUCCAUUUAUAAUCAGUCUUUUAAAGCACCUGCUAAUAUAGAUCAUUUUGGCUCUGCAACUUUGGGCAAUGAAACCAGUGUUUAUAAUCCAAAUCAGACUAAUACAUCAAAGUUAGGUUCUUUCUUUGAUGACUGGAAUGAUCCAUCAUUUGCCAAUGAAGUUGUUAAAGCAUGUCAUCAAUUAGAGAAUACCUGGGAAGCAGAUGAUGUAGAUGAUGAUUUAUUAUACCAAGCAUGUGAUGAUAUUGAAAGACUAACUCAGCAACAAGACAUUAGAAAGGACAGCAAGAUAUCAGAAAGUAAACUUGAGAUCAAUAAUAGUUCCAAACAUGGAACCGAAAACAUGUUUACUACAUCUAAAGAAAGUCAAUUGGUGCAGUCAAAGCAUUUGAAUCUGAGCAGCAUUUCAGGGCAUACAUCUUUCACAAAUAGCCCACAAUUAAAUAAACCAGUGAAGAUGGAAAAAGGAGAAAUUUGUGGAAAUUCUCCAAGCUUUUUAGGUGCUACAACUAAUUUAACAAUAUACUCUAAGAACUCAAAUUGUCAGAUCAAUAAUCUACGUUAUUCCUGGAAUAACACUGAUGUUCCAAUACAAGUGAAUAGUACUGAAUCGGUUCUUAUAGGAAAUUCAAGUUUGAAUGUGAGUUCAGAUCAUAGGAAUACAGAAACUGCUACUUACAAGAAGAAAUUAAGUACUCAGCAUCUAUCCCAUAGGAGCACAACAGAUGGAGCUAAGAGUGACCUUAACAGACCAGUUAGAUUUCCUAAGUAUACAUUUACAAAGAUGAAAAAUUCUCAGAUUCUUUCCCAGUUCAAUCAAAAUUGUAUACCAGCAAGUAUUUCUGAUACCAAAAUUACACAGGGUUUGGAGAAAAAUAAAACUGUCAGCCCAUUUUGUGGGAAGACUGUUCAACAGCAGUCUUUGGUGAAACAUUCUGAAUCUAUGGAACAGCCUUCAAAAGAGGAAGAAGAGAAAAAUAAAAAGUAUUCUCCUGAAGAAAUUCAAAGAAAAAGACAAGAAGCACUGGUUCGAAGAAUGGCCAAAGCACAGGCAUCAUCUGUAAAGGCAGCUCCCAUUUAACUUGAUUUCUUUUAUGAAAUAUUAGUUGGAAGAUGUAACAACGACAGUUAAUAGCUAUCUGUGAUAGGAAAUAUUUUUUCUUGAUUUCUCUGUGAGAAAUUUAAUGCUGACUUAUAAAGCAUGGACUUCUUUUUUUUUUUUUAUGGACUUCUAUUUUAUUUAAUAAAUCAAUGUUGCAAUUCAGUGAAACCUUU
Messenger RNA from Leptonychotes weddellii (Weddell seal), 3012 nucleotides. It is a transcript of the gene ETAA1, whose product is annotated as ETAA1 activator of ATR kinase. Gene Ontology annotation, biological process: replication fork processing; regulation of DNA damage checkpoint; DNA damage response. The record is from RefSeq and is a predicted model, not a curated record. Gene Ontology annotation, molecular function: protein serine/threonine kinase activator activity. Gene Ontology annotation, cellular component: nuclear replication fork. NCBI's taxonomy places the organism in Eukaryota, Metazoa, Chordata, Mammalia, Carnivora, Phocidae.